AUGAAUCAAGCCCUCGACGACGCCCUCGACACCGUCAUCCAGCUCAUGGAGGCGGAAGACCGCGAAGACCACGAGAACGACGAAGAGCGCGAGGACGACGAAGACGCUACGAGCUACGAGUCUGACGUUACCCGCGUUGGCACCUCCGUGUCGAUCGAAGAGAUACCGCGUCCAUCUGACGCACCACCCCCUGGCCACCACCAUGCACCCAGACCAAGGCUCCCGGUAUGGGCACCCCCGGGCACUUCCUUGCCUACGGAUGCAGCAAGCGCGACGUACAUCUUCGGUCUAUACGAGACGCGCAUUCGACUUAUAAUGGAGACGCGGGCGGUGGUCCCUUCGUGGGAUCUGGUUGACUUCGAACAGCGGGCCGUUGUUGAAGCGGACCAAAUGAGGGCGUCGCUCUACGACGCCGAGAACUACGGCGUGCAGCCCGGCCCCCUUCUCGAGGAGUUCGUUUCGAACAGCAGGACUCCCUUCUCUGCCAGGUGGCCUGUCGGCACCGACUUCCGCCACAUCGCCCGCCCCUACCCUGGUCCCUCCGAUUUCGGAGGGUCUGCAUGGUGGGAACGGUACCCCACGAUGGCCCCUCCCACAGCAAGAAUCGACCCGCCGUCCAUGUCUUCCAAUGGCAACCACCCCAUUCACCGCGCGCGGACUCGCGGGCAGACAAGCGCAAGCUCCAGCACCACUGGCCAACCACGCCGACGCCGCGGCCCUCGUCUCAGCUGCACCGGCUCGGGCGGCCCCGUCACGCACGACACCAUCACGUUGCGCGACGUCAACUUUUCCGACAGCGAAGAAUCUGUGACCUCGGAGUUUGCCCGGGACUUGGGGUUGGGUCCUCAAGACACCCUGCCUUUCCGACCCGCCGGGGACCCAGCGGACCCAGCGGGGCGUCAACUUCGCGUCGAACACAAGCAACCGUGCCGUUCUUGUGCUCGGAAGCCGACGCGCUGCGUGGGCGUCCCCGGCGAAUCGUGCACGAUUUGCAAGGAUGUCUCGAAGAAAGGCUGUGAGUACGCUGGAGGAGGAAGCAUGGGUGAUGACCAGUGGUGCGACGUCACCCCCGCCGAAUAUUUCCGCAUCACGCACAAGAUGUCGGCUCUGAAGCGGAAGUGGAAGGGCAAAGGUCGAGCGGACGGCCAAGAGUCACCCAACAAGCGCAGGCGGAUGAAGGUACAAGAGCGUGCGGCGGACGUAGUUGCCACGGUGGAGGAUCUCGUUGGGAGUAUUGCCCACGUCAACGCUCAGCUCGAGCAACUGCGAGCGUCGUUGGAUCAAGGAACGCAGGUCGACGACCUCAGACUCUUGGCGAAAACGGCGCGGGUUCACUGGGACAUUGUGGCUGCCGCGGGCCCUUCUGAUAUCUCCCUUGCUGGGCCCAGCGGUACGCAACAGACAGAGGACGAGGACAUGGAGGAGGAAGAGGGCGCGGACCAGCAGAACGCGAGCGACGAGUGA
Messenger RNA from Coniophora puteana RWD-64-598 SS2, 1464 nucleotides. RefSeq lists its product as uncharacterized. The record is from RefSeq and is a predicted model, not a curated record. The coding region runs from base 1 to 1464 and encodes 487 amino acids. NCBI's taxonomy places the organism in Eukaryota, Fungi, Basidiomycota, Agaricomycetes, Boletales, Coniophoraceae. The transcript is spliced from 3 exons.